AAAUUGUUAAAAUAAUUGUUUGACAAAUUUGUAUCUUAAAAUGACCGCUAGAAAUAAAAAUUUUUAAAAACUGACCGUUGCGCUAUCUAUAUAAAAACGGCGGAAACUACUCAACAACUUAUCGAUUAAGUUUGUCGCUCUAUGGAGGCAAGAGCUCUUCUUUAUCGGCACCGACGACAGCCGCCAUAUGUUCCAGAAAAUCAGUCGGUAAGUUGUUGAGUAGUUUGAACCACUUUUGUGUAGAUGGUACAACCAUCGAAAAAGAUGUAGAGUGAUGGUAAUGCAGGUUUGGUGGAAGGUACGAAUCCCACUGAAUAUACACGGAUUCCCGCCUUCGGUAAAGGCGUACUCCUUUUACCUUCACCACACUACUAUUUUAAUCUUUUUUUUAUCUUGUACUGAUUUUGACUAAGAGAAGAGCGUUUCGUCUUAGAAUCCUUCCUUUUAAUAACGCAGAAACAUGUCUGUGAGUGACGCUGAGACGUUGUACAUGACGUUGUAUAUGAAAUGUUCUCUUUUCAAAAAGACAAUGAAAAUUCUAGCGCUCGUUUCGACCAGGAUUGCAUAAUUCAUGUGCAACAGGAAAGAUGGAAUGAUACGCAAUUAAUGUCAUCAUCUUUUUGUGUUAAUUUCCUUUAUAUAUUCGAGCAAAAAGGAGCACACGUUCAUUAAUCGUAAGUUAACUCUACAAAACGUUAGCAGCAUGAAACUUUUCGGACCGCUAAUUUUAACAUACAUUGUUCUACUUUUCUUUGACGAAGGAACAUCUUUGAAAUGUCGUUCUGGGAAUCAACAAGUGGACGCACGAUUUCAAAAGGUGUUGAUGAUCUGUAAAAAGAGAUACACUGAUUCGAAUACAGACAAUUCGGAAGAUUCUGUUUCGGAGAAUAACAGUUCAGAAAGCGACUCAAAUUCUAACGAGAAUGUUUAUGAUAAAAAUUAUUUUGAUACAAAGGACGGCAGAUCUUACAAUCAGUCCACAAAUACUCAAAGAUAUAGAAAUUCUAAUAGAAACAGCGAUAUGAAUACUUCUGGUCGUUCAGUAAAUGGAAAUAUCAGACAUUUCCAAAACAUGAAAAACAUUCGUAAAUCAAAUAAUCAAAAUUCAUGGAAUUCCAGAGAUUCACAAAAUAAAAAUAACUAUCGUAAUGGAGAAAUGAAUAACGGAGACAUGAAGUUUGAUAAUAAUACCGGUCAAGAACAAGCUUGUAUCGUGCAGUGCUUCUUCAAUGAAUUGAAUGUUGUGGAUCAGAAAGGAUUUCCAGAAAGGGAUAUGGUAAUUCCAUUAAUGAGCCAGAAUAUUCAAGAUCCAGAAUUGAAAGACUUUGUUGAAGAAUCAAUCACAGAAUGCUUUCAUUACCUACAAUCAAACAAGAGAGAGAAGUGUGAAUUUUCGCAGAACCUUUUAACAUGUUUGGCUGAAAAAGGGCAACAAAAAUGUGAAGAUUGGGAAAAUUAAAAGAAUGUCUUCAUAUGAUUUUUUCAACCACAUAAGAAGAUAAAAGAUUAUAUAGAAGACAUAUGUAAUAAAAAAAAGUUAUAAACAGCCAUUCGAGUAAAUUUAAGUGAGCAUAUAAUAGCUUUAGUAAAAUUGCAAAUACUAUAUAGCAUAAUGUUUUGUUAACACUUUUUCGCUUAAACUGUUUAUACAGCAUUAUUAAAAAAAAUUGCCAAUAUCACAAUA
Molecule: messenger RNA, 1684 nt
Organism: Osmia bicornis bicornis
Lineage: Eukaryota; Metazoa; Arthropoda; Insecta; Hymenoptera; Megachilidae
Gene: Obp59a
Product: odorant-binding protein 59a
Exons: 7
Coding region: 704-1459 (251 amino acids)
Molecular function (GO): odorant binding
Source: RefSeq, a predicted model, not a curated record